AUGAGGUUUUUCGCGGAGUUCGUCACGUGUUGUGGGUCGAGGACGGAGAGGAGGGGAUUGGUGGCGGUGCCUGAAACCCGCCGCCGGUGCAGCAGGGGGAGGAUGAGGGGCGGUCGCCGGAGGUGGCGGCCGUCACUCUCGUCGAUAUCGGAGGAUAGUGUCGAAAGGACGGCGGCGGUGUGGCGGAGGAGGCUGAAGAGGAAGUACGUGUGA
Striga hermonthica is the source of this 213-nucleotide messenger RNA. NCBI's taxonomy places the organism in Eukaryota, Viridiplantae, Streptophyta, Magnoliopsida, Lamiales, Orobanchaceae. The record is from the annotation of a GenBank genome assembly.